UUUAGAAAUUCAGUACCUCAGUAAUCAAAAUGGCGUUAUUGUGGUCGGUGGUGUCGGUGGGUUUCUCGCUGCUGUUGACGCCGUUUUUGAUGUUUCUACUGGCAGUCCUAUUUUUGGCAUCGAUUGGAAAGUCACUAGGUGUCAGGAGGCUCUACGUUAAAUUGUUGCUAGCAAUUUUCGAGUUUGGAAGACAAAAUAUUGAAAAAGUAAGGAAAAACAACAGAAAUUGGGAACCCGAUGAAAGCGAGGAUGAAAGCGGAGCCUCAGAAGAUACUGGAAACGAUACAUCUGCUAAUUUUCCCAGAAAUUACAAAAAGUACAAUGCGACGGAGAAGAAACAGAAUGGAGUACUUGGAAAUUCGGUGAUCGCCAGGUCGAAAGACCUAAUUAUGGUUCCAGAACCAGAAAUGAAUAACAAAAAUCACAUCAAUCAUGAUAAUCACAGUCAUUCUUAUGGAAAUACACUGGAAGUGAACGGUAACAAAGAGAGUAGCUUACCUAGAGAAGACUCAUUCGAGAUGUUGAAACGAGAAUUCGACACAUCGACCUGUCUGGAUUACAUCAGGGCUGGCGUCGAAGCGAUUAUUGAAGAUGAAGUAACGUCCAGGUUCGAGGCCGAAGAACUUAAGGUGAAUUGGAAUCUCUUAACGAGAACCAAUAGACACUACGAAUUCAUCUCUUGGAAGUUGACAGUCAUAUGGAUGUUUGGCUUCCUGAUGCGAUACUGCUUCCUUCUCCCUUUAAGGAUACUCAUCUGUUUCAUUGGGGCAGUGUGGCUGGUAGCGACGACAUUUAUUGUUGGCUUUAUGCCGGACGGAGUGAUAAAACGUUGGCUAAGUGAACACGCUUCCUUGAUAGCGUUCAGAAUUUUUGUACGUUCUGUAUCCGGCGUUAUAACCGUACACAAUCCAGAGUAUAUGCCGAAAGGAGGAGGAGUAUGCGUUGCAAAUCAUACGUCAACGAUAGAUGUUGGAAUAUUGUCUGCUCAGACAACAUUUUCGUUGGUGAUGUGGCUGACGGCGUGUACAGCGGUUGUGGGAUAUGUGCCAGAAGGUAGAUUCAAAAGAUGGCUGAACCACAGAGUAUCAAUAAUGUGCUUCAGCGUACUAUCCAGUGCGCUUUCCUCAGUUAUCCACUACCACAACACUGAGAACCGACCACUGAGGGGUAUUUGUGUCGCCAAUCACACAUCACCUAUUGACGUGCUUGUUCUCAUGCGCGAUAACUCUUAUUCUUUGAUAGGUCAACGACAUGGCGGGUUUUUAGGGAUUCUUCAACGUGCUCUUGCUCGAGCUUCCCCUCAUAUUUGGUUUGAAAGAUCAGAAGUUAAAGACAGAGAAGCUGUUACAAAAAGGUUAAAGAAGCAUGUCUCAGAUCCUUCGAAUCCACCGAUAUUGAUAUUUCCUGAAGGAACCUGUAUUAAUAACACUUCUGUAAUGCAGUUCAAAAAAGGUAGCUUUGAAGUAGGAGGUGUAAUAUACCCUGUUGCCAUAAAGUACGAUCCAAAGUUUGGUGAUGCUUUUUGGAACAGUAGCAAAUAUUCAAUGAUCCAGUAUUUAUACAUGAUGAUGAGUAGCUGGGCGAUAGUCUGUGAUGUUUGGUACUUGCCACCCAUGUACAGACAGGAUGGAGAGAGUGCUAUUGACUUUGCUAACAGAGUUAAAGCUGUAAUCGCCAGGCAGGGCGGACUUGUCGAUCUCCAAUGGGAUGGUCAGCUGAAAAGAAUAAAGCCAAAGAAAGCAUGGAGGGAAAAGCAGCAAGAAGAAUUUAGUAAACGAAUAAAAUUUGAUUAAAUAUUUAAGGCAGAAAAAAGACGAAACAAAACUUCAGAUCUAGCACAAAAUGAGCGAGAUUUAACCAUCAGAUCUUAGGAUAUAAUAUUGUUUGGAAAUUGGAAACGUUUUCAAAAAUGCAGAAAAUUUCCUUUGUGCAAAAUCUGUCUAUUUUCACGCAUCUGUGGAAAAAAAAAAAAAAUAAGAAUCCCCUCUUAUUCAAGUCAUUCGACUUCGUGCACUCACAUUUCCUUGUUCCAUCAAUGUUAUCUGAUGUACGACCAGCAAACUCUGACUUUCAUAUCUUAUUUCUUCAGAUGUGAAAUUUUGUCGAUAUAAUUGAAUGUAUAGGGAAACAUGUAUUACAUUGUACAUAUAUUUAUCCCUCAAAACAAGGCGCUGACAAUUUUUCAACACCACUAUCUAACAAAAUUUUGUUAACUAAAAUAACUAUUUGUGAAUACUGUCUCGAUUUAUGUUUCUUUAGAAACCAAACGCGAAUUGAGUGUAGUUAUUCCUUCGUUGUCAAUAAUUAAUACAUAGUUAAUACGUUGGAAACUAACUCGCUAACAAGCACAAAACAGUCUUGUGAAACAUUGAUUUUGAUGAAAAAAAAAAAAGUCGGGAAGAAACUUUUUCAUCACAUAUUAAUAGCUACCACUAAAA
Diprion similis is the source of this 2438-nucleotide messenger RNA. RefSeq names its product glycerol-3-phosphate acyltransferase 4 (gene Gpat4). Gene Ontology annotation, biological process: triglyceride biosynthetic process. The transcript is spliced from 10 exons. NCBI's taxonomy places the organism in Eukaryota, Metazoa, Arthropoda, Insecta, Hymenoptera, Diprionidae. Gene Ontology annotation, cellular component: endoplasmic reticulum. Bases 30 to 1793 code for a protein of 587 amino acids. The record is from RefSeq and is a predicted model, not a curated record. Gene Ontology annotation, molecular function: glycerol-3-phosphate O-acyltransferase activity.